AUGAUCUAUCAAGAUGCAUGUUAUCUUUGGAAACCGCGCAUUUUACCAUUAGUUGUUUUUCUAACUUCAAUGGAAGUGGUGGCCACCAUCACCCAUUAUUCUAUUCCUGAAGAAAUGGAGGAAGGAGCUGUGGUCGCCAAUUUAGCGACAGAUUUGGGCUUGGACGUAAAGACUCUCAAAAGAAGAGAAAUGCGCAUUGACGUGGUAGGAAACAAAAAAUAUCUUGACAUUAACAAAGACACGGGGGAACUGUUAAUUUUAGAAAGGAUCGAUAGGGAGUUUUUGUGUCCAUUGAAAACAGCAGCUUACUGCUUCCUUAAAUUAGACGCAACGAUAGAAAAUCCUGUGCGCAUGUUUAAUAUUGAGGUUGAGGUAACGGAUAUUAAUGACAACGCUCCACAUUUCCGUCGCGGGACGAUGCAUUUGGACAUUUCUGAAUCAAGUCCCAUUGGAGAGAGGUUUUCUCUAAAUAAUGCGGUAGACCCAGACGUUGGGACAAAUUCAGUUAAAGAUUAUCAUCUGAGCGUAAGUGAAUAUUUUGGUCUAGAAAUUCAGACAAGCAGAGAUGGGUCCAAGUUUGCAGAUUUGGUUUUGAAAAAGACAUUGGACAGAGAGCAGCAGGCUGUUCAUAAUCUGAUUCUCACCGCGGUGGAUGGAGGGGUCCCCACGCGCACAGGUACAGCCAGCAUUAUUGUCCGCGUGCUUGACGUGAACGACAACGCCCCUUCGUUUGAUGAAGACAAGUAUGUUGUUGAUGUUUUAGAAAAUUCCCCAGUUGGCAGUUUAGUGAUUAAACUGAAUGCUACAGAUUUAGAUGAAGGCUCCAACUCUGAUUUAGUUUACUCUUACAGCCUGUACACAUCAGAGAGGACACAGAACAUGUUUACUCUGAACCCGGACAAUGGUGAAAUCAGAGUCAAAGAAAUGAUCAAUUAUGAAGAUUUUAAGAUUUAUGAAAUGGAGGUCAUUGCCAGUGACAAGGGGCCUAACCCAUUAUCUGGACAUUGUAAAGUGACUAUACAGGUCACAGACAUGAAUGACAACCACCCAGAUAUUUCAAUUAAAUCUUUUCAAAGUCCAAUUAAGGAAAAUGAGCCCAUAGACACAGUCAUAGCUGUAGUCAGUGUUAAUGACAAAGAUUCUGGGAACAAUGGGCUGGUUGAUCUCUCUGUUCCACCUAAUUUACCUUUUACACUGCGCCAGUCUUCUGAUAACUAUUAUGAACUGGUGGUGUCUGAGCCUUUAGACCGGGAGAAAGUCCCUGAGUACGACAUCACCUUCACUGUCACAGACAGAGGCUCUCCUCCAUUAUCUGACAAUGAGACUAUGACUUUAGAGCUGCUGGACGUGAACGACAAUGUGCCACAGUUCCCCCAGUCCUUUUACACUAUACGUGUCCCAGAGAAUAACGCUCCAGGAGCCCUGCUCGGCUCACUCACGGCCUUUGACCCUGACCUCCAUGAAAACCAGUAUCUAGUUUACUUCAUCCUGGAGAAGGAGGUAGCCAACACCUCCAUGUCCAUGCUGUUCUCCAUCAACCCAGAGAACGGGAACUUGUACGCGCUCAAAACAUUUGACUAUGAGAUAGAGAAGGAGUUUCUGUUCCACAUCGAGGCCAGAGACUCGGGCUCUCCUCCUCUGAGCAGUAACGUGACUGUUCACAUCAUUAUUGUGGACCAAAACGACAACGCUCCGGUCAUCGUGUCUCCGUGGCGCGCACACGGCUCAGUGGUGGAGGAGAAGAUCCCCAGGUCCACUGAUAAAGGCUCGCUGGUGGCCAAAGUGAUCGCUCUGGACAUUGACUCUGUGCACAACUCUCGCAUCACCUACCAGUUUCUACAGGUCACUGACGCCACACUGUUCAGUCUGGACCAAUACAACGGAGAGAUCCGCACCAUGAGGAUGUUCAGUUACAGAGACCCGCGCCACCAGCAGCUGGUGGUGGUUGCCAAGGACAACGGGCAGCCCUCCCUGUCGGCCACAGUGACCAUCAAACUGUCCACGGUGGAGACGGCCGUGAAGGCCUACUCUGACAUGACCGAGGUGCCUCUGGAGUACGACAUCUUCUCAGACCUGAACCUGUAUCUGGUCAUUGGUCUGGGCUCAGUCUCCUUCCUCCUGCUCAUCACCAUACUGGUCACCAUCGUACUCAAGUGUCAGAAACCCAAGUCCAGCAGCAAAGCUCCUCCUCCCUGCAGGAACAGUGUGAUCAGUGAGAGGAACUCCACCAUCGCAGACUCCACUCUGGUGUCCAACGAUGCCUACUGGUACAGCCUGUUCCUGGCAGAGACCAGGAAAGGAAAACUGGUGGUGAGACAGCCUGUGCCCAAAGGCUCCAGAUACAUAGUGUCCAGUAUACCACGAGGCACAGGAGUAUCAGACACCAGCGACUCUGCAGCCUCCACUCUGCAGGUACAGGCCUCUUUGGCUCUCCAAAAUAAUUUUGAUAUCUAA
Molecule: messenger RNA, 2454 nt
Organism: Boleophthalmus pectinirostris (great blue-spotted mudskipper)
Lineage: Eukaryota; Metazoa; Chordata; Actinopteri; Gobiiformes; Gobiidae
Product: protocadherin alpha-C2-like
Biological process (GO): homophilic cell-cell adhesion
Cellular component (GO): plasma membrane
Molecular function (GO): calcium ion binding
Source: RefSeq, a predicted model, not a curated record